Messenger RNA from Hemicordylus capensis (graceful crag lizard), 3115 nucleotides. It is a transcript of the gene MANBA, whose product is annotated as mannosidase beta. The coding region runs from base 324 to 3008 and encodes 894 amino acids. The transcript is spliced from 17 exons. Gene Ontology annotation, molecular function: beta-mannosidase activity. NCBI's taxonomy places the organism in Eukaryota, Metazoa, Chordata, Lepidosauria, Squamata, Cordylidae. Gene Ontology annotation, biological process: glycoprotein catabolic process; carbohydrate metabolic process. The record is from RefSeq and is a predicted model, not a curated record.
UGUUCCUCCCCCACCUCCGAGACCAUGAGAUGCCGCAGCCGGAGGGAGGAGGCGGAGAAGAGUACGCAGGCGCGUUUUUUCUCUGCGCAGAGACCAAAGGCGCAGGAUAGUCCCCACCUUCCCGGAGGCGCUCAGCUGAUCUGGGCCAACUCGUGGUUGCUUUGGCAGGGAAGCUCAGCAGAAGUUGUGGAGGUGCCUGGAGGGAAUUUUGCUGCUGCUUCCUUCUCGACCUCCUCCAUCGCCACCAUCCCCGCCCACCCAUGGGGCUGUAACUGCCAUAUAUCUCGCCCGGUUAGGCUUCGCUGCAGAGAGAUCCAGCCAGGAUGCAGCAGGAGGGAAGAAGACGCGACUGGUACUGGUUUGUGAUCGUGCUCUUAGUUGCCUGGAGAAAGAGCGGCUCGACGGAGCCUCCAGCCCCGCCGAGCCCGGCAGUGCAAAGUCUGCAAGGAAGCUGGCGGUUGAGCAAUGGGAACGGCUCGCUGGUGCUGAGAGGGGAUGUCCCGGGCUGUGCGCACACCGCUUUGUACCAGCGGGGUUACAUCCAGGAUCCGUAUUAUAGGUUUAACGACCUGGCCUACAGAUGGAUCUCCCUGGAUAACUGGACAUAUAGCAGAACAUUCAAAACUCCUUUUGCUGUAAGCACAUGGCAGAAAGUAAAUUUGACUUUCGAGGGAGUAGAUACGGUAGCAGAGGUUGUCAUUAAUAAUGUUACUGUUGGAAGGACGGACAACAUGUUCAACAGAUAUAGCUUUGAUAUUACUAAUGUGAUUGAAGAGGUCAAUUCAAUUGAAGUUCGUUUCUUCUCCGCUGUUUGGUUUGCUGCUGAGCAGAGUAAAAUUCACCAAGCAUACAGGGUGCCUCCAGAAUGCCCUCCACCUGUGCAGAAAGGACAAUGCCAUGUUAAUUUCAUCAGAAAGGAGCAGUGCUCAUUUAGUUGGGACUGGGGCCCCUCUUUCCCCACUCAGGGAAUUUGGAAGGACAUUAGGAUUGAAGCAUAUAAUCUUUGCCACCUGCUCUAUUUCUCUGUGACUCCUCACUAUGCUCAAAAUGCACAGCAGUGGAGUCUCGAAAUAGAGUUGGAUUUUGAUGUGGUCAGCUCAAAACCAGUUGCUGGUCUUGUGACUGUGAGCAUUCCGGAGCUGCAAACACAGCAGACACAUGGUAUAAAACUUCGCCCUGAAGAAGGCAGCAUUGUAUUGUUCGUAAACAUAAGUAAGAGCGUAGCAGUGGAGACUUGGUGGCCAAGAGGACAUGGAAACCAGACUGGAUACAACAUGACGACAACAUUCAUUCUUGAGGGAGGAUACAAGAUUGAGAAGUUUUCUAAGGUUUAUUUCCGAACAGUAGAGCUUGUAGAGGAGCCAAUUUCCAGGUCACCUGGUCUGAGUUUCUAUUUCAGAAUUAAUGGACUUCCAGUUUUUAUGAAGGGAUCCAAUUGGAUUCCAGCUGAUUCCUUUCAAGACAGAGUGACCUCUAAAAUGCUAAGGCUCCUCUUGCAGUCAACAGUCGAUGCCAACAUGAAUAUACUUCGGGUGUGGGGAGGAGGCAUAUAUGAACAAGAGGAGUUUUAUGAUAUUUGUGAUGAACUAGGAAUCAUGAUUUGGCAGGAUUUUAUGUUUGCCUGUGCCCUUUACCCAACUGACCAGAGCCACUUAGACUCAGUAAGAGCAGAAAUUACUCAUCAGAUAAAGAGACUAAAAUCUCACCCAUCUAUCAUUUUAUGGAGUGGGAACAAUGAAAAUGAAGCAGCGAUUGCAAGUAACUGGUUCUCCAUUCCACAUGCAAAGUUGGACAUUUAUAGGAAAGAUUAUGUGACGCUUUAUGUAGAGAACAUCCGACAAAUUGUUCUUGCUGAGGAUAAGAGCCGUCCUUAUAUUACCUCAAGUCCUACAAAUGGGUUAGAAUCAGCUAAGGAAGGUUGGCUGGCCCAUAAGCCUUAUGACACCCAUUAUGGAGAUACUCAUUACUACAAUUACAUUGGUGACUGCUGGGAUUGGACCACAUACCCUAGAGCACGGUUUGCCUCGGAGUAUGGCUUUCAGUCCUGGCCUUCCUUCAACACCCUGGCAAAGGUGUCUUCUGAGGAGGACUGGUCUUACACAAGCAAUUUCUCACUACAUCGACAGCACCAUGCAGAAGGCAAUGAGCUAAUGCUUCAGCAGGCUGGGUUUCAUUUUAAGCUGCCUCAAGGAAAAGACUCACUCAAGAAAUUCAAAGAUACAAUCUACCUCACUCAGAUUAUGCAGGCCCAGUGUAUAAAGAUUGAAACUGAAUUCUAUCGCCGCAGCCAAAGUGAGAUAAUUGAUGGGGAGGGAGAAACAAUGGGGGCCCUGUAUUGGCAGCUCAAUGAUAUCUGGCAAGCUCCUUCGUGGUCGUCUUUGGAAUAUGGUGGCAGAUGGAAAAUGCUCCAUUAUUUUGCUCAGCAUUUCUUCGCUCCUUUAUUGCCUGUGGCACAUGAGGCUGAAGAUGUGCUGUAUAUAUACAGUGUCUCAGAUCUUCACUCAGACUACAUGAUGACACUCACCGUCAGUCUGUACCACUGGAGUUCACUGGAGCCGGUGUGUACCUUGGCUAAAGCGAAUGUGAUUGUUAAAGCAGGGAGUGCUGUCCCCAUCUACAAGAAGCCAAUUGGUGAUCUUUUGAAAAGAUGUGGAAACUGUACCAGGGAAAGGUGUGUUGUCACCUUUUACCUUGCAGCUGAAGGCAAGUUCUCCAGUCCAGUCAAUUACCACUUCCUGUCCUCACUGAAGGAUGCAGUUGGACUGCAGAAGCCACAGCUUACCGUUUCUAUUUCCCAAGACAGAGAUCAGUUCCAGCUUGUCCUGGAAACCACGGCAGUUGCUCCUUUUGUUUGGCUGGAUGCUGGGGACAUCCCAGGGCGAUUCAGCGACAAUGGUUUUCUUCUCACAGAGAAGCGAAAAGUCAUAUUGUUUUAUCCCUGGGAGACCACCAGCAUCAAGGAGCUGGAAGAGUCACUCAGAUUAACAUCGCUGACAGACGUUUCCUGAGGAAAACCCUGAAGAAAUGGAAGCCAAAGGGGAAACCGGAAACAGAAACAUGACUCGCCUUCUAGAGAUGCACAGAAUGGGACCAUUAAAUGUUGUUCUUCUGCCAG